ACUGGCCACAUGUGACGACAACGUGACUUGCGCUUCCCCGUAUGUUGAUCACGUGCCAUGAUUUCUUCCCAACCGCCCCAACUCGAUGAAAAAGCCAGUAAUACGAUCGCGCAAUCAGUGUCUCGUCAGGGCUCUUUUAAUUCGGAUUGUGCUUCUUGUUCUUCUCGUCUAUCCAGUUUUACAAAAAUGAUUCUUUGCUUGGGAAAAAUUGUGUUCUUCAUGUUGCUGCUUAUACUGGUACAUCUUAACACAAGUUUUGCCAUUCAAUGCUAUGAAUGUAAUUCAAAAGACAACGAUGGGUGCGAAGACUUAUCUGGUAUUCAACUUACGAAUUGCAGUGAAUUAAAGGAAGGGCCCAAGUAUACCGGAUGUAGAAAGAUAGAGCAGUGGGUCGACUUUGAUAUGUUAGAUGAAACUGCAAACAAGCGUAUCAUUCGCCAGUGUGCUAUACAUACCGAUGAAAAAGACUGCAUCUAUAGGGCAGGUUAUGGAAGUCGCACAAAUGUCUGCCACUGUUUUGAAGAUAAAUGCAACGCAGCCACUGGACUUUCAAUAACCGCUGUGAUUAUGAUAUUUGGAGCAUUUUCACUUGUUAAACUAUUUCUGUAAACUCUAGCAAUUGAUUUAUAACUUUUUCUUUAAUAAUGUAUAGAAAAGCAAAAUAAAAAUAAUGGGUAAGUGGGGUUCGAAUGAAAAAAAACUCCUGUUUCGGAGAAACUUGAAAAAUUGCACAAAUUGUAUUUGCCACAAACUAUGAUAAUUUAGCGUCAAAACAUUUGUACCGUUCGAUGGUAGAACCAGUUUUAUUCUCCCUGUCGUAUUACAGCAUAUUUAUAAAAACUCAUCCAUUGAUCAACAUUGUGCUUAAGUUAUCUUAGGAAAAGAAAUGGUAAUUGUUAAUAAUUUCGGAGAAUAGCAAGUUAUAAGGUGUUGCAAUAAUAAUAAUAUAAUGUUAAUCAAAUAAUAUAAUUUUAAGUAUUGCAUAUCGGAAUCUGCUUGCAUGGGAAAUAGAGCAUUUAGAUAUUUUACUUUAAGUUUUUUUGAGAAUUUUAAAAUCUACAUUCUCUCUUAGAUAACACAGCUUUUUUAAAAACAAAUCAUAACGUUUGGGUACCAGUUGUCAUCUUUGGUAAUUUUUUGUGUGUGUUUAUGUAAACCGAUCUUGGUUAUCUAAGUUUGUUCUAGUUGUCAUAAACGUGUUGCAUUUAAUCAGGAGAAUCGAUUACAUCGAGAAGAUUCGUUUUUCAGGGCAUUGUUACAUUUAUUUCUUAUUGUAUCAUAUGAAAUAUGAAAUAAACGCUCUAUUAGAACCAUUAAUAUUAGACAACGAAAAA
Molecule: messenger RNA, 1334 nt
Organism: Limulus polyphemus (Atlantic horseshoe crab)
Lineage: Eukaryota; Metazoa; Arthropoda; Merostomata; Xiphosura; Limulidae
Exons: 3
Coding region: 58-609 (183 amino acids)
Biological process (GO): sleep; regulation of synaptic transmission, cholinergic; positive regulation of voltage-gated potassium channel activity
Source: RefSeq, a predicted model, not a curated record